AUGUCUCGGGCACGGGGCCACUUGCUUCCGGGCUUAUUCCUGGCAACGGUUUCAGCGCGCAGGGUAACGACCCGGGUAGGGGCGCGGUUGGGCGUAAGCCCGCAGCCGGCACCGCCAGAGCCCAGCAUGGAGUAUCAGGAUGCUGUGCGCACGCUUAACACCCUGCAGACCAAUGCUGGUUACCUGGAGCAAGUGAAGCGCCAACGGGGUGACCCCCAGACACAACUGGACACUAUGGUGUUGUACCUGGCACGGAGCGGGCUGCAGGUGGAGGACUUGGACAAGCUGAACAUCAUCCAUGUCACUGGGACCAAGGGGAAGGGUUCAACAUGUGCCUUCACUGAACGGAUCCUCCGAAGCUAUGGCCUAAAGACAGGAUUCUUUAGCUCUCCCCACCUGGUGCAGGUGCGUGAGCGGAUCCGCAUCAACGGGCAGCCCAUCAGUCCUGAGCUCUUCACCAAGCACUUCUGGCACCUGUACCACCGGCUAGAGGAGACCAAGGAUGACAGCGCUGUCUCCAUGCCCGCCUACUUCCGCUUCCUCACACUCAUGGCCUUCCACGUCUUCCUGCAGGAGAAGGUGGACCUGGCGGUGGUGGAAGUGGGCAUCGGUGGGGCUUAUGACUGCACCAACAUCAUCAGGAAGCCUGUGGUGUGUGGGGUCUCCUCUCUUGGCAUCGACCACACCAGUCUUCUGGGGGACACAGUUGAGAAGAUUGCCUGGCAGAAAGGGGGAAUCUUUAAGUGUGGCGUUCCCGCCUUUACAGUGCUCCAGCCUGAUGGUCCCCUGGCGGUGCUGAGGGACCGUGCCCUGCAGAUCUCAUGUCCUCUCUACCUGUGCCCGUCACUGGAGGCCCUGGAGGAAGGGGGGCCACCACUGACCCUGGGCCUGGAGGGGGACCACCAGCGGUCCAAUGCUGCCUUAGCCUUGCAGCUGGCCCGCUGCUGGCUGCAGCGGCAGGACUACCCAGGUAUCGGGGAGCUGAAGGCAUCCAAGCCAAGCCCCCUGCGCCAGCUGCCCCUGGCACCCGUGUUCCAACUCACAUCCCAUAUGCGGCAUGGGCUUCGGGACACAGAGUGGCCUGGCCGAACCCAGGUUCUGCAGCGUGGGCCCCUCACCUGGUACCUGGAUGGUGCCCACACCUUGAGCAGCAUGCAGGCCUGCGUGCACUGGUUCUGCCAGGCGCUGCAGAGUCAUGAGAAGCUGAACAGUGGGCGGCAGGUGCGUGUCCUGCUCUUCAAUGCCACUGGUGACCGGGACCGGGUGGCCCUGCUGAAGCUGCUACAGCCCUGCCAGUUUGACUAUGCUGUCUUCUGCCCCAAUCUGACAGAGGUGUCAUCUGUAGGCAAUGAAGACCAACAGAACUUCACAGUGACACUGGACCAAGUUCUGCUUCGCUGCCUGGAACACCAACAGCAUUGGAGUAAGCUGGCCGCCAGCCCGGACCUCUGGGGGCCUCCCAGCCUGGAGUCUGGUGGCCCCACCUCCCUGCUGCUGGUACCCCAUCCACCCCACGCUCACAGCACCAGCUCCCUUAUCUUCAGCUGCAUCUCCCAUGCCUUACAAUGGAUCAGCCAAGGCCGGGACCCCAUCUUUCAGCCAUCUGGUCUCCCACGGGGCCUUCUUACCCACCCAGUGGUAAGCAGAGGAGCCAGGAUACUUCAGGAGGCUGUUGCUGUCCAUGUGCUGGUCACAGGCAGCCUGCACCUGGUGGGUGGUGUCCUGAAGCUGCUGGAGCCCUCCCUGUCCCAGUAGCUGAGGGUGCAGGGUCAGAGGUGGGGCCUUCCCACACCUGCCCUGCGUUCUCUCCAUGAACUCCUUAAGAGGUGCCUUUGUUUUCUGCUUUCCUGGUUCUGUCUUGCUAGCCCACAGACC
This is a messenger RNA of Chrysochloris asiatica (Cape golden mole), 1875 nucleotides long. It is a transcript of the gene FPGS, whose product is annotated as folylpolyglutamate synthase. Lineage: Eukaryota; Metazoa; Chordata; Mammalia; Afrosoricida; Chrysochloridae. Gene Ontology annotation, molecular function: tetrahydrofolylpolyglutamate synthase activity; ATP binding. Bases 1 to 1755 code for a protein of 584 amino acids. The transcript is spliced from 15 exons. Gene Ontology annotation, cellular component: cytosol; cytoplasm; mitochondrion. The record is from RefSeq and is a predicted model, not a curated record. Gene Ontology annotation, biological process: tetrahydrofolylpolyglutamate biosynthetic process.